AUGUCCACGGAAUCCGACCACAAUCCCGUCGCCCAAGAACAAGAUGCCACCAUCGACACCGAAACACGCGCGGAAGAUGCGUUGAAGGGCCGGCGUGUUUCUGCCGGGACUCGUCGGUCGCGUCGAAAGAAGGACGACGACAACACGACCGAACCGGAGGAUAAGAAGAAAGAGACCAAGCCUAGGAACAACCGCCGCAAAUCCAACCCGGCGUCCACCACAAACAACACCACGUCGUCUCGUAAGAAGCCCAAGCUGGAGAAUAACGAUGCAGCCACACUGCCUCCCCCAUAUCAGCCUGCUCCACAGCAACAUCAACAACAUCCGCAACAGUCGCAACAACAACAACCUCCUCCGCCACAACCUCCGGCCUUCCACCACUCGUAUCCCAACAACCACCACCAUGCUCCUUCUCAAAUUCCUUCCUCGUAUCCUCUAAGCCAUUCACUCCCGCCUUCCCGACCACAAUCUCAACCGCCUCCGCCGCCGCCCUCAGUUCCGCAGAGAACGAGUGGCCAGAACUACGAUCCCAUCCGAUCGGCCUUGGAUGACACCGCGUCUCCGGCCCCGACCCCGUCCGCCACCAGUCCUCCCACCCGCAGUGCUUUUCGCGCCAGUGCAUCCCCAGCCAUUGCCAGUAUCAUUGACCCUCCCUCUACUACUACUACAAGUAACCCACAACCUAUUUACUCGCCUGUUCCUCGCCGUGCCUCUCCUCAUGUCCCCUCGAAUCUUUCCUCUCCCGCUCAUCCCAAGGCCCCGACGCCUUCUCAUCCCUCCCUAGCUCCAUCGCCCUUGCCAUCUUCGUCCUCCCCGUCGCAUCCUCAUGGAUCCCUACUUCCACCUCACCACUCUUCGCUGCCGCCUGCUCUUCAACCGCUACAAUCUUCACAUUCCUACGCUCAUCAAUCUCCGUAUCCUCCUGCACAGCAACAGCAACAACCUCGUUAUGAAGAGCAAAAGCCUCCCCAACCAGAAUCAGCACGACCAGUAGCCGAAUCCCAAGAGCACGCACAAGCGCCAGUCGCAAUGGACGUGGAUCAGCCAGAGGCCGCUGUCUCUCAGCCCACAAGGACGACCAAGAAGGAUAAAGAGAAGGAAAAAGAUAACCAGAAAGAGAAGAAAGAAACUUCCUCCAAACCUCCCUCGCCCAAGUUCGGUCGCGCCAAAGACAAAGAUGCCCCGUCCAAGCUGCCGCAGGGAUCGGGAUUGAUCUCAAAUGCUCUGUUUGGGGGUGGUGACAAUACAGAUUCAUCAGACGCCCCCACCACGCCCAACAUUAUCCUACACGUCCCCUUGAACGGCACUACCAACCGAAUCAUCAAUUUCGCGCGUUUGGCUGAGGAGCAAUACGGGUUUGCUGCUCUACAUCCACGAUUGGCCGCCCACAAGGAGCAACUGGCGCGUGUGGCUGCCGCAGGUGCCAUGCUGGAGCGGAACGAAAAGAGCGCCAAGGGUCUACUUUCUGCCGGUGAGAGCGCCGACGAGGAUCUCAGUUUGGACAUGGAGCGCGACAGUGAUCUCGACGGCGAUGUCACCAUGACCGGCGCAGCCAACAUGAACGGCGCAGCGGCUGCCGACGGAGCGGAGGGGAAGAAGAAGCGCCGCAAGAAGAUUGAAGACUACGAUCGGGAUGACCCUUUUGUCGACGAUAGUGAAAUGGCGUGGCAGGAGCAUGCUGCCGCCAGUAAGGAUGGAUACUUUGUGUAUAGCGGGCCUUUGGUGCCGGAAGGUGAAAAGGUGCAAGUCGAACGGGCUGACGGAACUAUCAAACGUGGUCGUGGCCGUGGACGCGGAGGUCGCAGCCGUGCAGCACCAGCUACCAGCCACCAAGUCCCUCUGGCGGCUGCGGUACCUAUUUCCCAAGAAACCGGAUUGCCUCUUCGUGGUCCAGGAUCGCGUGGUGGCAGUACUACCCGUCGCCCUCGUGUCAGCAAGGCUGCGCGUCAGCAGAUGGAGGCGGAAAAGGAGAAGCAAGGCAAUCAAGGCAAUCACAGCUCGCCUUCCUCUAAUGGACGCGGCGGCGGAGCGGCUGGUCGUGGAGGUGGGCCUGGAAGUCGCGGAGGUAAAACUCCAUCAGCGGCCAAUGCCAGCAAUGGCGGCAGCAACACCAACACCAAUGACUUAACACCGCAGCCGAACGUUGGUCCAGCACCGCCGGGGCCGAGUCCUUUGUCAGGACCGGAAUUGGUGAUGAAGUGA
This is a messenger RNA of Aspergillus chevalieri, 2202 nucleotides long. RefSeq lists its product as uncharacterized. NCBI's taxonomy places the organism in Eukaryota, Fungi, Ascomycota, Eurotiomycetes, Eurotiales, Aspergillaceae. The coding region runs from base 1 to 2202 and encodes 733 amino acids. The record is from RefSeq and is a predicted model, not a curated record. The transcript is spliced from 2 exons.